GACUUUGCAAAGUCCAAGGUCGAGAUUGAAAAAUGUUUGAAGCCGGGAGGGUUGAUGUUGUGGAUUGAUGGGGAUUAUCAUGUUAUUUCGGAGGAUCCGCAUGUGUAUAUUCCCCUGGCGAGUGAGAUCAAUCCAGAGGGGUGCUAUCUCGGCCGCAUGUUUUGGGAGAUGAGGAGAUGUGCGGUCAAGGUCGGACGGAGCGAUCUGUUUACCAUGACAGACGAGCUCAAAGUUGGCCUAUGGAAAGAUCCUCUCUUGGAUCCGGAAACCACCUCCCAGCUUAUAAUGAGCACCAUCUUACAAUCUCGUUCUAGGUACAUGGCCAAAAGACCCGGAUGUAAACCAAUCCCAAAAACUAAAAUUGAUGGGUACUCUGAUACGGCAAGAUGUUUUGGGGAAGAAACAGAAGAACCGAUGCCUCCUUACCCGUAUCUGUUUAUCUAUGAUACUGAAGAGCAGAGACAUGAAUCUCAAGCGAAACUGGACAAGA
Messenger RNA from Acaulospora colombiana, 490 nucleotides. The record is from the annotation of a GenBank genome assembly. NCBI's taxonomy places the organism in Eukaryota, Fungi, Glomeromycota, Glomeromycetes, Diversisporales, Acaulosporaceae.